AUGGUAGCCUCUAUGAUGCCGUUGCUGUCGGUGGUGUUCAUCAAAUACACGGAUACAAAAGCUGCAUUCCGAAAGAAAGAAAGGCUUUGUUGGAGCUCAAGGAUUACCUCAUCUCUGGUGGGAUCGGUCCUCAAAGCACAGCCUGAAGAACCAGACCUCGAAUACGGGGAGGCAAUACCUAAUCUCUCUAAUUAUGAAACUUGGAGUAAUGACACAAAGAGCGAUUGCUGCCGGUGGAAUGGCAUUAAGUGCAAUCGUACAAGCGGCCGUGUCAUUGGUCUUUCUGUUGGUGUUGGGUACUUUCGAGAGCCUUCUCUCCUUAAUCUUUCAUUUCUGCAUCCCUUUGAUGAGGUUCAAAGUCUGAAUUUAUCCGGGGAAAGAUACGUCCAGUCAUAUAGUGGCUUCUUCGAUGAUGUUGAAGGUUACAAAAGUUUAAGGAGAUUAAGGAACCUGGAGAUUCUGGAUGUUUCACGGAAUGAUCUCAAUAACAGCAUAUUUCCUUUUCUAAAUGCCGCUACAUCACUUACAACUUUGUUUCUCCGGGGUAACUUCAGAGAUGGCCCUUUUCCUAUUAAAGAACUAAAAAACUUGAAAAACUUGGAAGUGUUGAAUCUAAGUGGAAAUAGACUUCACGGCUUCAUCUCAGAACUAAUGAAUUUGCCGAAACUGGAACUGCUGAAUCUUGCUCGGAAUAAUUUCAGCGGACCUAUAACAGCUGUUUGUGAAAUGAGGAAUCUGCGGGAGCUCGAUCUUAGUGAAAAUCAUUUUGUUGGCCCACUUCCACUUUGUCUAGGUAGCUUGAAAAAGCUACGGGUACUUGAUCUCUCAUCCAACCAAUUAAGUGGAAAUCUACCGUCUAGACGGAAGCUUUUGUCGGAGUUUAUGAUGAUUUCUUGUAGUGGAUCUAGUUUCAGUAGCUUGGAGUCCCUCGAGUAUCUAUCACUAUUAAACAACAACUUUUCAAGCGUAUUCUCUCUCAAUCCACUCAACAACCUCACAAAUCUCAAGGUGUUCAAAGUUUCAUCAACAUCUGACAAAGUACAAGUAGAGACAGAGGAUAACUCGGAGCCAAACUUUCAACUCACCGUUGCUGUACUACGAUCUUGCUCCUUGGAGAAAAUUCCUCCAUUUCUCGUCUACCAAAAGAACUUGCGUCUAGUGGAUCUAUCCAGCAACAAAUUAUCCGGAACUGUUCCUACUUGGCUGUUACUGAACAAUACAGAACUUGAAGUCUUACUGUUGCAGAAGAAUUCAUUCACAAUCUUCCAGCUACCUACAAUAGUCCAUACUUUGCAGGUUUUUGAUUUUUCUUCCAAUAAUAUUAGUGGGAUAUUCCCUCAUAAUAUUUCUCAUGCACUUCCGAAUCUGGUACAUAUGAAUGCCUCAAGUAACGGGUUCCAAGGGAAUUUUCCAUCUUCUAUGAGCGAGAUGAAGAACAUUACAUUCCUCGACCUAUCCUAUAAUAACUUAUCUGGGAACCUACCAAGAAGCUUUCUCACAGGUUGUUUUCAACUUAAGUACCUGAAGCUCUCUCACAACAAAUUCAGCGGCCAUUUUCUUCCAAAAGUAACAAAAUUCAUUUCAUUAGACGUGUUGAGAAUAGAUAACAACUUAUUUACAGGGAAGAUCGGAGUUGGUUUGCUUAGCUCUACUGACUUGUCAGUGCUUGACAUGUCCAACAAUUUUUUCGCUGGUGCUAUUCCAAGCUGGAUAUCUAAGCUAUCUCGUUUGAGCUUCUUAUUGUUAUCAAAUAAUUUCUUAGAAGGUACAAUACCACCUUCUUUGUUUCUCAUUUCGUUUCUAGACCUCUCUGGAAACCUAUUUUCCGGAGCCAUACCGUCGUCAGAGGUUCAAGGGAGAAUUUUCUUCCUCAACAACAACAGCUUCACAGGGUCAAUUCCAGACACAUUGUUGGAAGGUGUCCAGAUACUUGAUCUAAGGAACAAUAAACUCUCUGGUAGUAUCCCUCACUUUGUCAAUACACAAGACAUAAAGAUUCUUUUGUUGAGGGGGAACAAUUUAACAGGGUCCAUUCCAAGGCAGCUGUGUGAAUUAAGAAAUAUCAGGCUUUUAGAUAUUUCAGAUAACAAGAUUAGUGGUUCCAUACCUGCAUGCCUCUAUAAAUCAUCGGUUCUACGUGGUGGAAAGGAGAGUGAUAUUAUCUAUGGCCAAUAUUAUCGUACGUUGAUUUUUCAUUCUGAAUAUUACAGAUCGACAUUUCUGGUAGAGGAGUUCCAAGUGUACUUCGCUGCCUUUCAGGAAAUUGAAAUAAAAUUUGCAACUAAGCAAAGGUACGAGUCUUAUAGUCCUGGAGAAUCUUGGUAUAGUGAUUCUUACAGUCCUGAGUCUCCUGACGAGUUUCAGUUAACUGAUUCUGGUACUAAUACAUCUGAGUUCAGAAGAGGAAUACUUGAUUAUAUGUAUGGGAUGGAUCUGUCAAACAAUGAAUUAAGUGGUGUUAUCCCGACAGAGCUUGGAGGUCUCUGGAAACUACGGUCCUUGAAUCUAUCUCACAAUUUCUUGUCGAGUUCCAUACCAUCCAGCUUCUCCAAUCUGAAGGAUAUUGAGAGCCUUGAUCUUUCAUACAACAUGUUGCAUGGGAGCAUUCCUUACCAGCUAACUAGCCUUACAUUUCUUGAAGUGUUUGACGUGUCUCACAAUAAUUUAUCAGGAAGCAUUCCCCAAGGAAGGCAAUUUAACACUUUCAACGAGAGUAGAUACUUAGGCAAUCCUCUUUUAUGUGGACCACCGACCCAUAUAAGUUGUGAGGCUAAGAAGAGCCCCCCAGAGGAAGCAAAUAAUGGUGGAGGAGAAGAAAAUGAAGCUGCCAUGGAUAGAGUUGUCUUCUAUUAUAGCACUGCUUCGGUUUAUGUGACUGCAUUGGUAUGCAUCGUUGCACUUAUGAUAUUUGAUUGUCCUUGGCGUCGUGCAUGGCUCCGCAUUGUUGAUGCUUUCAUCGCUUCAGCAAAAAAUAUGUUGUUUUAA
Molecule: messenger RNA, 2985 nt
Organism: Eruca vesicaria subsp. sativa (arugula)
Lineage: Eukaryota; Viridiplantae; Streptophyta; Magnoliopsida; Brassicales; Brassicaceae
Source: the annotation of a GenBank genome assembly